GAAACAUCACCUCCGAUAUGAAUACAGGUAACAGUAUGUCAGUGAGCACAGCCAUAUUCUAUGGCAAGGUAAAGAAGAAAAGGACAGAACUGGCUCUUCCUGCAGAUGAAAGUGAGGAUGAGAUAGGAUUUAGUGACCAUGAGAAUGAUGUGGAUUGGACAGUUGAUGAAAGCAGUGAUGGAGACAUUUCAGCAGAUGAAGAGCUGCAGUUUGAGGCUGAAGAGGGAAUCGUGCCAACAACAGAAGAGAGAGAUCAAGAAGAAGUUAGAGCUGCCCUGUGCCCACCCUUCCAAAAGACGAAGAACCUGAAAUGGAGGAAAAAGAGGAGCACUGCUGCUGUUCCGGAAUGGAAGGGCAGCCUCCCUCAUGCUGGCAAUGUAAAGGAGCCCAUUGAAUACUUCAGGUGUCUUCUGAGCAGAAACAUCAUUGAAGAGAUGGUGUUCCAGAGCAAUCUCUACGCCAUCCAGUGUGACCCAACCAUGCCCUUGAAUGUCACAUUUGAAGAGAUGGAGCAGUUCCUGGGCAUAUGCUUUCACAUGUCUGUACAUGGCCUGCCACACACCCGAAUGUUUUGGAGCACAAAGACAAGAGUGGAUUGUGUGGCUGACACAAUGUCAAUGAAAAGAUGGGAGGCUAUCAAACGCUUUCUACACUUUGCCAACAACGACGGAUAGGUGCCUGCUGGACAUCCAGGUUAUGACAAGCUGUUCAAAGUAAGGCCACUCCUAACAGCUUUACAGGAGAGUUUUAAUCACAUCCCAAUGGAUGAGCACCUGUGUGUUGAUGAGCAGAUUAUACCAUUCAAAGGUAAAAGCCAGCUGAAGCAGUACAUUCCAAUGAAGCCUAAGCGCUGGGGCUAUAAGAUCUUCGUGCUGUGUGAUGGGAAUGGCAUAGCCUACAAUUUUGAUUUCUACACUGGUCCAAUCGCUGCAGUGGAGGGCUUUCCAGACCUGGGUGCCAGCGGAAAUAUUGUUUUGAAGUUGGCCUCAAUUGUGCCGAUGUAUAUGUCCCACAGAAUGUUUUAUGACAACUGGUUUUGUAGUGUUGAUCUUCAGGUGCAGCUUGAGAAAGCAGGGAUCCACAGUG
Molecule: messenger RNA, 1086 nt
Organism: Sinocyclocheilus anshuiensis
Lineage: Eukaryota; Metazoa; Chordata; Actinopteri; Cypriniformes; Cyprinidae
Product: piggyBac transposable element-derived protein 3-like
Exons: 5
Coding region: 18-674 (218 amino acids)
Source: RefSeq, a predicted model, not a curated record